Durio zibethinus is the source of this 2697-nucleotide messenger RNA. NCBI's taxonomy places the organism in Eukaryota, Viridiplantae, Streptophyta, Magnoliopsida, Malvales, Malvaceae. The record is from RefSeq and is a predicted model, not a curated record.
AACUCCAGAUAUGGUACGAAUCUUGCCAUUUGGGAAGGAAGCAACGCGUGUAAACUUAAAAGUUAUGAUAUUUUUAUUAUUUUAAAUCAAUCAUGGCUCUAAUAUAAACCAUAAGAUGCCUAAAUAUCCCAUCUGAGUUGUAUUCUUAUUCUCAUUCAUGAAUGCUGGCAUGGGUGACUUCCUAAAAAUAUUGCAAAGCUAGCAAUCUUAAUUAACUGUCAAUAAUGCAACUCUUUGGCUCUUAUAUAUGUUGUCUAUCAUUUAAUUUAGUGAACCAACUUGCACUGUGAAAUCAGAGUUUUGAGACUUCAGAGUUCAGACAUUAAAGACUGCAAUGGGUGAAACCAGAAAUGUAAAAAUCCAGGGUGAUGUGUUCAGUUUGCACUUUGGAUUAUCCACCAAACUAGCUGAUGAAGAAAGACAAUAGGUAAUCCAACUUCAAACUAAUAUAUUACCAACAAUAAGCCAAAUUUCAAACCUUAGAAACAUUCUAAUCUCACUAACAAUCUAAAAUCGAAGUGGCCAGCUUCCUGCCUCCAAAUUGCCUAAUUUUAAAACCAGAAACCAUCGUUUUCACUAAUCAGAACAAGUCUCCCACGUGUCACACAUGCGUGUGGGAUUCUCAAACCCCAUUAAUACUCUCCUUCAUGAGGCAUUUAUAAAUAGGACCGGACACCCCACGGUACUACUGCAGCAAAGGACACCCAUAAAUACAAAAGCAAAAGCCCUCCCCAAUCAAAUAUGUCAGCCCCAUCAUUUAUUUUCUCAAUCCUCCUCUUUCAAGUCCUCUUUGCCUUACAGCCAUUUCACCACGUCCUCACCUCCGCAGCUGACGGUCGAUGGCAACUUCUACAAAAAAGCAUUGGCAUUUCAGCCAUGCACAUGCAGCUCCUUAGAAACGACCGAGUAGUUAUGUUUGACAGAACUGAUUUUGGCCCAUCAAAGCUGCCACUGCCAAAUGGGAAAUGCCGCAAUGUCCCAAGUGACGCAGCUCUCAAAGUAGAUUGCACGGCUCAUUCAGUUGAGUACGAUGUUUUGACUAAUAAGCUCAGGGCUCUUAUGGUCCAAACCAACGUAUGGUGCUCUUCAGGCGCUAUCACGCCUGAUGGUAAUUUGGUCCAAACCGGUGGUUUCAAUGACGGUGAAAGAAGGGUCAGAGUUUUUAGCCCAUGCGGGACCUGCGAUUGGAAAGAACUACCAGAUGGAUUGGCAGUCAAAAGAUGGUAUGCCACCAACCAUAUCUUGCCAGAUGGAAGACAAAUUAUUGUCGGUGGUCGCAAACAAUUUAACUACGAGUUUGUUCCUAAAAAUAUUGCAGCCAACACGUUCAAUUUGCCUUUCUUGUCGGAAACCAAUGACAAAGGAGUAGAGAACAAUCUCUAUCCUUUCGUUUUCCUAAAUGUUGAUGGAAACUUAUUUAUUUUCGCAAACAAUCGAGCUAUUUUGCUUAACUAUGUGAAAAAUAAAGUUGUGAAGACGUAUCCAAAUAUUCCAGGUGGCGAUCCUAGAAGCUAUCCAAGCACUGGCUCAGCUGUCUUGCUUCCAUUGAAGAACUUGAAAGCACCAGCUAUUCAAGCUGAAGUUUUGGUUUGUGGAGGUGCUCCUAAAGGAUCUUUUGUCCAAGCCUUACGAGGUAAGUUCAUUGGAGCCUUGAACACUUGCGCCAGGAUCAAUAUAACCGACCCCAACCCACAGUGGGUCAUGGAGACUAUGCCUCUAGCUAGAGUUAUGGGAGACAUGUUAUUGCUUCCAAUUGGCAACGUUUUGCUCAUCAACGGGGCAGGUUCUGGAUCAGCAGGAUGGGAAAUGGGUAGGAACCCGGUUUUAAAUCCAGUCUUGUACCGGCCUGAUAGCAAAAUUGGGACACGGUUCGAGACACAAAACCCCACAACAAUUCCUCGGAUGUACCACUCCUCAGCAGCAUUACUUCGUGAUGGCAGAGUUUUAGUUGGUGGAAGCAAUCCUCACGCGUUUUACAAAUUUACAGGGGUUCUUUUCCCUACUGAACUAAGCUUAGAGGCAUUCUCUCCGGCAUAUUUGGACGCUAAAUACAAUAACUUACGACCGACAAUCGUUGCUCCAAAGUCAAUGUCCGGGAUUAAAUACGGGAACAAAUUAACAGUUCAAGUGGUGAUUACGGGUAAUGUAGCUCAAAACUUGGUGUCUGUAACAAUGGUGGCACCACCUUUCAAUACACAUUCAUUCUCUAUGAAUCAAAGGCUGCUUGUACUUGGAAAUGACAAGCUAACGGCUUUGGGGAAAUCAACGUAUAACAUUGAUGUCACGACGCCAAGUUCAGGUAAUCUUGCGCCAGCAGGGUUUUAUCUUAUAUUUGCGGUCCAUCAAGGCAUUCCCAGCCAGGGCAUUUGGGUCAAAUUGCAGUGAAGAAAAAGAAAAAAGAUUCAUUUAAAUAAAGGUUUGUACUAAUUUGUAUGUUCAGAAAGAUAAUUUGAUUUUCCCCACUCUCUACUUCUUGUUAUUCUUCUUCAAGAUGUGAAAGUUUUUUUUUUAAUGUUUCAGCAAUUUCUGCCGAUUGCUUUUGUACAACUAGGAUACCAUCUUGUAACAAUAUCCUCUACAUGUAAGAGUAUCUACAAAGUUCGAUCAAUAAAGAGGAUGUGUUUUAAUUGCUUGUAUCUUCCAUUGUCAUUGCAUUUUAAGUUAAUUAGUAGUUACUUGUUGAUUAAUUGUAAGUGC